AUGGCUAGGCUUAGAUUGGCUGCUUGGCUCCACCCCACUUCACCCGUGGCAACUUCUUCAAAUACGGAGCAUAAAAGACAGAACCUUAAGCACACGCUUGAGCUGCCAACAGUUACAAGCUUUCCAAGAAAGAGCACUCCUCCCACGAUGGCGUCGUCAAAGAUGAUUGCGCUCGCGCAAAAAAUUGCCUCUGAAACGGAGAAAGUCGAGGCCUACUUCAAAAAUAAUGACCUUCUAACUCCAAGCUUCGAUGCAGAUGCGCCCAAUGACUUUCCUAUUAUGCCGGAUGACGUUUCCAGAAGCCGUAGAGAAGUCAUUCACGCUACCCAAGAGCUGCAUGAUCUCAUGGUUGGACCCCGCGAAUCGGUUCGAUGGAUGGCUUGGGAUUUUCUGAGCACCCAGAGCCUACAGCUUAUCAGCAAUUUUGGGCUCGCAACACUUGUGCCCCUUGAUGGUUCUAUCACGCUCUCAGAGCUCCAGGCCAAAACCUCUCUUGACCCGAUCAACCUCGCCCGCUUGCUACGACAUGCUAUGACAAAUCAUGUAUUCCAGGAACUAAAGCCAGGCGUAAUUGCGCAUACAGCCGCGUCAAGACUACUAGCCGAGGAUCAAGAUCUCCAGGCUUGGGUCAUAUUCAAUACAGAAGAUGUUUAUCAAGCAUCCGCCCAAGUGGUCAAAGCUCUAAGAGCGUACCCCGAAGCGACGAGUCUUACCCGCACCGGGUUCAACUUCGCCUUCGAUACAGUUGACCUAGAGCCUAUUUUCGUCACAAUGGGAAAAGAACCCAGGCGCGCCGAGCGCAUGGCACGAGCUAUGAACAGUCUCACAGGAGGUGAGGGAUACGAACUAUGGUACCUAUCAGAGGGCUGCGAUCUGAGGGACGUGGACAUCCGCGGCGGAACUCUGGUCGAUAUCGGAGGUAGUCAUGGUUUCGUGGAUGUGCAUCUGGCUAAGAUGUACAAGAAUAUCAAGUUUGUGGUACAGGACCUCCCCAGUACCGUCGCCAGCGCGCCGAAGCCCAUAUGCGCAGACGUUAAGAUCGCUAAGCGCAUUCAAUUCCAGGCGCAUGACUUCUUCACAGAACAACCCAUCCAUGGAGCCGAUGUGUAUUUCUUCCGUUGGAUCAUGCACAAUUAUUCGACACCCUAUGCUGUCCAGAUCCUCCGUAAUCUGAUUCCGGCACUAAAACCCGGCGCUCGAAUCAUCAUCAACGACCACUGCCUUCGAGAGCCUGGCACCGAAAACCCCUGGGAUGAGCGCCUAAUAAGAAGCAUGGACCUCGUCAUGAUGAGCUUGCUGAAUGCACAGGAGCGUGGAGAAGAAGACUUCAAACAGCUGUUCGAGAUGGCUGGAGAUGGUUUCGUCUUCAAGGGCGUCACUAGACCAAAGGGUUGCCGCAUGAGCAUCAUCGAGGCAGUGUGGCAGCCAGAUGAAGUGGACCAGGCCUUGGCUAUAGAGAGUCUGUCUGGACUUACACUUACGUAG
This is a messenger RNA of Daldinia childiae, 1485 nucleotides long. Its product is annotated as 6-hydroxytryprostatin B O-methyltransferase. The coding region runs from base 1 to 1485 and encodes 494 amino acids. Gene Ontology annotation, molecular function: O-methyltransferase activity. The record is from RefSeq and is a predicted model, not a curated record. Lineage: Eukaryota; Fungi; Ascomycota; Sordariomycetes; Xylariales; Hypoxylaceae. The transcript is spliced from 5 exons.